GAUAUUGUUGAAUAGAUAAAGCAGGAUGGGAACCUGAACCAUUCACUUUGAUCUAGGGAAGUCUUCUCACUUGAACAGAUGCAACUUUGUGGAAACAGGAAGAAGAUAUAAACUGUUUUUCUACUGAAAUCAUAACAUCUCACUUAAUUUCCUACCACAUUUUUGGGAAAUGGAAUCUAGUUCAUCAGAUUACUGUAAUAAAGACAAUGAAGAAGAAAGUUUGCUUGCAAAUGUUGCUUCAUUAAGACAUGAACUAAAGAGAACAGAAUGGAACUUGCACAAUUUGGGGGAAGAGUUAUCCAGUGCUAGUCCAAGUGAAAAUUCUGAUUUUACCUCUAAUCCCUCAAGAUCAGAAAGGCUUAUUUUGGAAGAUCUUACUCAAUCUUGCCACUCAGGAAUUUUGAAUUAUUCACCUUUUAAGAAACUUUCUAAAGCAUCUGAUAGUACUGAUUUUCAAAAAAAGUCACGAGAUAAGGUAUCUUUUUCAUCAACUAUGGAUCAGGAAAUUAAAAGCCUUCGAGAGAAACUUAACAAACUCCGGCAACAGAAUGCUUGUUUGGUCACACAGAAUCAUUCUUUAAUGACUAAAAUAGAAUCUGUCCACUUUGAAUUAACACAGUCAAAAGCAAAAAUUGCUGUGCUUGAGUCUGUUCAACAACAGGCAUCCAAUGUCCCGAUCUUAGAAGAACAGAUUAUAAACUUGGAAGCUGAAGUUUCGGCUCAAGAUAAAGUUUUAAGAGAAGCAGAAGAAAAAUUAGAGCAGAGUCAAAAAAUGGUGAUUGAAAAGGAAAAAAGCUUGCAGGAGUGCAAAGAGGAAUGUAUUAAGUUGAAGGUGGAUUUACUUGAACAAAGUAAGCAAGGAAAAAGAGCUGAACGACAAAGGAAUGAAGCACUAUAUAAUGCUGAAGAGUUAAGUAAAGCUUUCCAACAAUAUAAAGAAAAAGUGGCCGAAAAACUGGAAAAGGUUCAGACUGAAGAAGAAGUAUUAGAGAAAAAUCUUAGUAACUGUGAAAAAGAAAAUAAAAGGCUACAAGAAAAGUGUAGUGCAUAUAAAAAUGAACUUGAGGUUCUGAAAGAGAAAUUAAGGCAGUUAAAAGAAGAAAAUAACAGUGGAAAAGAAAAACUAAGGAUUAUGGCAAUGAAAAACUCUGAAGUCAUGACACAGUUAACUGAAUCUAGACAAAGUAUUCUGAAGCUAGAGAGUGACUUAGAAGGCAAAGAUGAACUAUUGAGAGAAAAAUUUUCCCUGAUGAAUGAAAAUCGAGAAUUAAAGGUCCGUAUUGCAACACAGAAUGAACGACUGGAUUUGUGUCAGCAGGAAAUUGAAAGUUCAAGGGUAGAACUGAGAGGUUUGGAAAAAAUGAUAUCCCAGUUGCCAUUUAAAAGAGAAAUACUUGGCUUUAAAUCGCCUCUUUCUAAGCAUCAGAUGAGUGGUUUGUCACACAAGGAAGACAGUUGUGUUGGCUGCUGUGAGGCAAAUAAAACGAUGAUUUCGGAAUUGAGGAUUAAACUUGCAAUGAAAGAGGCAGAAAUUCAAAAGCUACAUGCAAAUCUGACUGUGAAUCAGUUAUCUCAGAAUUUUAUUGCUUGUAACGAUAGUCAAGAAACUGGCAAAUUAAAUAUUUUAGAAACAGAACCUGUAAAACUACGUGGUAAUCAAAUAGCAGAAAGUGUAAAAGGUCGAAAUCAACAGAUAAACAAGCAAUAUGAAAGAGAGAGGCAACGACUUGCUACUGGAAUAGAAGAACUACGCACUAAGCUGAUGCAAAUAGAAGCUGAGAAUUCUGAUUUGAAAGUUAACAUGGCUCACAGAACUAGUCAGUUUCAGCUGAUUCAAGAGGAGCUGCUAGAGAAAGCUUCCAACUCUAGCAAACUAGAAAGUGAAAUGACAAAGAAAUGUUCUCAACUUUUAACCCUAGAGAAACAGCUGGAAGAAAAAAUAGUUGCAUAUUCUUCUAUUGCAGCAAAAAAUGCAGAACUUGAACAGGAACUUAUGGAAAAGAAUGAUAAGAUAAGAAGUCUAGAAACUAAUAUUAAUACAGAACAUGAGAAAAUUUGUUUAGCCUUUGAAAAAGCAAAGAAAAUUCAUCUUGAACAGCAUAGAGAAAUGGAGAAACAGAUUGAAAAACUUGAAGCUCAAUUAGAGAAAAAAGACCAGCAAUUUAAAGAACAAGAAAAGACUAUAUCCAUGUUGCAACAAGAUAUAAUAUGUAAACAACAUCAUCUUGAAUCACUAGAUAGACUCCUGACUGAAAGCAAAGGGGAAAUGGAAAAGGAAAAUAUUAAGAAAGAUGAAGCUUUGAAAGCAUUACAGAGCCAAGUAUCAGAAGAAACUAUCAAGGUCAGACAACUGGAUUCAGCAUUGGAAAUUUGUAAGGAAGAACUUGCUUUGCAUUUAAAUCAGUUGGAAGGAAAUAAAGAAAAGUUUGAAAAACAAUUGAAGAAGAAAUCUGAAGAGGUAUAUUGUUUACAGAAAGAGCUAAAGAUAAGGAAUCACAGUCUUCAGGAGACUACUGAGCAAAACGUGAUUCUACAACAUACUCUUCAGCAACAACAGCAAAUGUUACAGCAGGAGACAAUUAGAAAUGGAGAGUUAGAAGACAUUCAGACUAAACUUGAAAAACAGGUAUCAAAACUAGAACAAGAGCUUCAAAAACAAAAGGAAGGUUCUUCUGAAAAGCUGAGAAAAAUGGAAGAGAAAUAUGAAGCAGCUGCACGUGACGCAGAUUUGAAAAGACAAAAAGUCAUUGAGCUUACUGGUACUGCCAGACAAGUAAAACUAGAGAUGGAUCAAUACAAAGAAGAGCUAUGUAAAAUGGAAAAAGAAACAAUGCACCUGAAACGAGAUGGAGAAAACAAAGCAAUACAUCUUUCUCAAUUAGAUAUGCUGUUAGAUCAGACAAAAACAGAGCUGGAAAAGAAAACAAAUACUGUGAAAGAGUUAGAAAAGUUACAACAUCACACUGAAACUGAACUAACAGAAACCGUGCAGAAACGGGAAGCAUUGGAGAAUGAACUACACAAUGCUCAUGGAGAAUUAAAAAGUACUCUAAGACAACUGCAGGAAUUGAGAGAUGUACUGCAGAAGGCUCAGUUAUCACUGGAGGAAAAAUAUACUACUAUAAAGGAUCUUACCGCUGAACUUAGAGCAUGCAAGAUGGAGCUUGAAGACAAAAAGCAAGAAGUCCUUGAAAUGGAUCAGGCCCUUAAGGAAAGAAAUUGGGAGCUAAAGCAAAGAGCAGCUCAGGUUACUCAUUUGGAUAUGACUAUUCGUGAACACAGAGGAGAAAUGGAACAAAAAAUAAUAAAAUUAGAGGGUACUCUGGAAAAAUCAGAAUUAGAACUUAAAGAGUGCAACAAACAGAUAGAAAAUUUAAAUGAAAAAUUGCAAAAUGCAAAAGAACAGCUUCGAGAAAAAGAGUUUGUGAUACUACAAAAUGAGCAAGAGAUAAGUCAACUGAAAAAGGAAAGUGAAAGAACACAGCAAAGGAUGAAAGAAAUGGAAAAUGUUAUAAAAGAGCAAGAACAGUACAUUGCCACUCAAUACAAGGAGGCUAUAGAUUUGGGGCAAGAAUUGAGGCUAACACAGGAGCAGGUGCAGAACUCUCAUACAGAAUUGAUGGAGGCUCGCUGUCAACAAGUCCAAGCACAGAGAGAAAUAGAAAGGCUUUCUACAGAACUGGAGGACAUAAAGCAGCUCUCUAAAGAGAAAGAAGCUCAUGGAAAUCAUUUAGCAGAAGAAUUGGGGGCAUCUCAAGUACGUGAAGCUCAUUUAGAAGCAAGAAUGCAAGCAGAAAUCAAGAAGUUGUCAGCAGAAGUAGAAUCUCUCAAAGAAGCUUAUCACAUGGAGAUGCUUUCACAUCAAGAGAAUCAUGCAAAAUGGAAGAUAUCUGCUGACUCUCAAAAGACUUCUGUUCAGCAGCUAAAUGAACAAUUAGAGAAGGCAAAACAAGAAUUAGAAGAAGCUCAGGACACCGUAAGCAAUUUACAUCAACAAGUUCAAGACAGGAAUGAAGUAAUUGAAGCUGCAAAUGAAGCCUUACUUAUUAAGGAAUCAGAAUUAACCAGAUUACAAGCCAAAAUCACUGGACAUCAGAAGACAGAAGACAUCAAGUUUUUAUCAUCCGCAUUCAUAUUUCCGUCAGAAAAUACACCUGUUACUCAAGAUUCACAGUUCAUCAAACAUUCCCAGUCAUCUUUUUCCAAGUGCAGAAAACUACGUCGUUCUAUUAGUGCCAGUGACCUCAGUUUCAAAAGUCAUUGUAAUGAAGAUCUUUCUGAAGAAUUAUUACAGGACUUAAAGAAAAUGCAAUUACAACAGCCUUCAACAUUAGAUGAAAGUCAUAAAGAUCGAAAUUAUACUCAGGCAGAUUCAUUUAAGCCUCUCACAUGUAACCUAGAAGAUGAUAAUUCUGAGAGCAAUGAUUUUAGUACUCUUAGUGGAAUGCUAAGAUAUAUAAACAAAGAAGUGAGACUAUUAAAAAAAUCCUCUGUGCAAACAGGUGCUGGUUUAACCCAGGGAGAAAAUUUAUAAUUAAAAGAAGAUAUCAACUCGAUAAGAAAUGGAAUUGUUGGUACAGUCCUGUGUUUACUUAUUAUUAUGUGUAGCACAUGUUGCAAUACAAGCUGUUAUUUUAUUG
Molecule: messenger RNA, 4640 nt
Organism: Dipodomys ordii (Ord's kangaroo rat)
Lineage: Eukaryota; Metazoa; Chordata; Mammalia; Rodentia; Heteromyidae
Gene: Ccdc18
Product: coiled-coil domain containing 18
Exons: 29
Coding region: 170-4534 (1454 amino acids)
Source: RefSeq, a predicted model, not a curated record